AUGGUGAUGACAUUAGAUAUUCUGCAAAUCUUGGUCUGGAAAAAAACGCAUUCCGUUUUGUACAGGGGUGUGGGUGGAAGGAAGGUUCGUGAUAUAAUAUCUAAGGAUAUGGAGAGUGUAUUUGCUUUAGGUCCCGAGGUAGUUGUUCUAAUGAUCGGGGAGAACGACAUCAUUCCCAGUAGGUGCCCGGAUGGUUUUCAGGAAGGAGACAAAUGGCCAUGGGGUGACGCAUGUGGAGUGUGUACCUGUCAUAACGAUUACUGGACAUGUGAAUCAUGUGGGGUUCCACCUCGUGCUUACAAUAGCUAUCUUGAAUCAAAUACACACGCCCUGUAUCCGGAAUGCUGUCCUCAACUAGUUUGCAAAGGAGAAGACAACUUUAACCAAACUAAAAUUUACUAUCCUUGGCUAAUAAACUAUUUUUGAAUGUU
This is a messenger RNA of Saccostrea echinata, 431 nucleotides long. RefSeq lists its product as uncharacterized. Lineage: Eukaryota; Metazoa; Mollusca; Bivalvia; Ostreida; Ostreidae. The record is from RefSeq and is a predicted model, not a curated record. The transcript is spliced from 3 exons. The coding region runs from base 1 to 426 and encodes 141 amino acids.